AUGUCGAGUAGCUCUGAGCAUACCGUGACCACCAUCUCCUCCCCAAAUAAUUCCUCCAACACCCUAACGAGUGCACAUCACUUCGUGUCGCUCAAGCUCACGCAUCGGAACUACCUAUACUGGCGGACUCAGGUGAUCCCGUUUCUCCGGGGUCAAGGUCUGCUAAGCUUCGUCGAUGGUACGCGGUCGCAGCCAUCACCAUUCAUGGAGGUCCCCGCCGGUGACAACUCCAGCAAUAACAUCUCCACCACGGAGAAUCCGGCCUAUGCGGCCUGGGUGCAACAGGAUGCAUCCAUCCUCUCCCUUUUGAUCUCCUCACUGUCUGAGGAGGUGAUGUAUCUAGCUCUUGGACAAACCACCGCACGUGGUGUAUGGACGGCAGCAGAGACAGCUUUGGGAUCAUCCACGCAGGACCUCGCACUUGCCGGGAGGACUCUCACGCCGUCGGAGCAGAAUUUGUAUGUCUUUCGAGGUUUAAGGCCGGAGUUCCGGUCGAUGGCUUCUGCAUUGGCGAUCAAUGGCACGCCCGUUUCCAUUCCGCAGUUGGCGGAUUUUCUCUAG
Molecule: messenger RNA, 561 nt
Organism: Ipomoea nil (Japanese morning glory)
Lineage: Eukaryota; Viridiplantae; Streptophyta; Magnoliopsida; Solanales; Convolvulaceae
Exons: 2
Coding region: 1-561 (186 amino acids)
Source: RefSeq, a predicted model, not a curated record